Brassica oleracea var. oleracea is the source of this 1573-nucleotide messenger RNA. RefSeq lists its product as uncharacterized. The transcript is spliced from 5 exons. Bases 24 to 1451 code for a protein of 475 amino acids. Lineage: Eukaryota; Viridiplantae; Streptophyta; Magnoliopsida; Brassicales; Brassicaceae. The record is from RefSeq and is a predicted model, not a curated record.
AGUCCUCUCAUCACCCUGUCUGUAUGAUUCUCUCUCAGAAGAUGCAAACCCCAUUUCUCCAUCUCUCCAAAACCUUCACUCCAUCUCCACUCCCACGUCAAACCAACAACCAAUGCUUCGGACUCCACAACGCUCCUCUCGUCACCACAGUCUCCCGGCGACCGAGAAGAAUCGUCGCGCAACAGAGCUACAAACCAAACGACCGUCCUGGAAACAGAGGGAAAGUGACUCUAAAGGGUAACAAAGAGAACAUAUGGAGCGUCGAUAACGAGAUGGCCAAGAACGAGAAGCGCAAAAGGAAGCCAAAGGGGAGAAGAAGAGGGAAGCGAUUAGGUAAAGGUAGAGUCUUGGUUUCGGGAACCAUGUUGAUUGAGACAGAAACUGUUCUUCAGACACAGGAGCCUGUGAUAAAGCCAGUGUGGAGAACGUUUGCGAGCAGUGUAAGUGGGAUAUGGAAAGGAGUAGGAGCUGUGUUCUCUCCCAUAACAGCGGAGAUGGAACCCCUCGAGAUCGGGAAGAAGAACGAGAGUCUUUACGAUUGCUACACUCUCUCACGGAUCGAGGCCUUGCCAUCUCCUGGAGAGUCUUCAUCUGAGAUACAGAGAAAGAUCAAUUGGGUUACUUUGAAUCCCCACGGAGAGUUUUUCCAAAACGGUGACGUAUUGGCUGAUGAGACUGGCUUGUUGCCAAAGUUCGAGUCUUUUAACUUGAAAGCUAGUGAUGUCAUGGAAGAGGACUCCAUGGGAGAUGAGCCUGGACUUGUUUACUUCGAGGAUGGAUCCUAUUCUAGAGGUCCAGUUGCAAUCCCUGUUGGGGAGAUGAGUGAGUCUAACUAUUACCUCACACCAACUUUCAAGUUUGAACAGUGUUUGGUGAAGGGUUGUCAUAAGAGACUGAGAGUAGUACACACCAUAGAGUUCGCCAAUGGUGGUGCGGAUAUACAGAUCAUGAGAGUUGGUGUUUAUGAAGAACAGUGGGUUAGUCCUUCAAAUUAUGAAGACCAAAGUAACAACGACGCACCAUUAGAGUUAAAACCCUUCUCACUGAGGAAACGCACGCAGCCCUCUGAGCUAACAGGAUCAUGGAAAGUGUUUGAAGUGAGUGCAACUCCAAUCUACGGAGAAGAAGACCUAGAUCAAAGCGGUGAGACCACUCCGUAUGUGUACCUAUGCACAGAGGCUUUGAAGAGAAGGAACUUACCGGAAAGUUCGGGUUCGUUUGGAGAUGAGGAGAUGGUAGAUAUGCAAGAUGUGUCUGUGAUGUGGCUACCAGGUGGUGUGACUGCUUACGUGGACGUGAAGGAAGAUGGAGUGUUAUGCGUUGGAAUAGGAUGGUAUUCUGAUGAAGGGAUCAACCUUGUUAUGGAGAGAGAUUAUGGUUUAGAUGGGAAUCUUAAAGAAGUUAGAUCCAAUACUGAAGUGAAGAGAAGAUGGACUGAAGAACCUAAGUGAAACUCUCUUUAUGUUAUGUGUGGUUUCCUUUGUUUCAGACUGAUGUUUAAUCUUUAGUACAUGUAAGUAACACUAGCUGAUGUUUGGUAAAGCUAUAAUAAAAUGUCUUUUCUGAUCUAACU